AUGUGGUGGUUGCGAGGCCGAGUUUUCGGUGGCAACUCGGCUGAUUCAAAUGAUCGACGAGGUGAGAAUUCUGAGACAAAUUUUGAUACAAAAACCUGCCAACAGACCUGUUUUCGAGAUCUUACUUUAUUAUUUUCUAGAUGAAAUUGAUACUCAUCGCCCAACAUUUAUGGACACUUCAACACCAUCCACUACUCGUGUAAGUUAUUUCAUUGUCUAAAAAUUUCCAGUUUUGAUUUUUCUCUUUACCUCAACGAAGAAAGUAACCCUUUGGUUUUAAUUGGUUACGAAGGUCGCCUUCGAAUUUUUUCUGUCACAAAAUAUUUCAACUAAAAUGUAUUUUUUUCCGAGUAAACAAAAACACAUCGAUCUAUUGUGAUGUUGUUGUUUUUGUUGUUUUCAUAUUUUCCUGCUACUAUUUUCGUGCAGAAACAGUGUCAAUCUAGUUUUUGGUCCUUUUCGAACUUCCUAUUUUUUGGAAAAUCCGCCCAUUUCAAUUUUAAUUUUAAGAUUAUAAAAUAGCCGAUCACAUGAUGAUAAUACUAUGAUAUCAAACAAUUUCGACCAAGGACACGUUAUUUGUUCGAAUUUGUGAAAAAAAAGUUUUUUGAAAGAAAAAAAUAACAUGAUAUUUGAUGUAGUUCAUUCAGAACGAAAAUUUAUCAGAUGCACGUUUUCCUUUUCCAAAAAAAAAUUGAAAAAAAGGAAAGAGGCAAAAUAAUUUGAUAUCUAAUUUGUUGAUUGACCUGUGAUUCUUACAUUAAUAAGCCAUUUUUCAUAUAGUUUCCUUCUUUUUCCGAUUUGAUUUCACUUUUUAUUCCGAACGACCUGCGCAUUUCUGAAUGCCAUUCAAAAAAAGAUGAACAACCCAAACAUACUGUCUAUUACCCAAAUCAUAUAUGUAUUUACAAUUAUGGCCUUGCUUCUUCUACUUCUUCUUUUUUUCGAUUUUUUCCUUCACUUCCCCAACCCAACUAUUACAACCUUACAAUGGUUUUUGUUUGAAAAAUACCUUUUUUCUCAUUUUUUUUAAAUUGGUCACUUGACAGUUUCUUUACAGUAAUCUAAUUCUGCAAAGUUAUUACUCGUCUACAAUUUUUUCUUCUUUUUUUUUUUGUGAAUUACAUUCUUUACCGAUGAUUAUUCCAAACGGAAUGAAUGACGAAAAUAAAAUAACAAUACCAUUUUUUGACGAAUAAAAAAGACAAAAAAGAGUUGGGUUGUUGAAAGAAGUCAAAUAGAGCCUGCCAACGUUCAAAUGUCAAACAUUGUUUGUUUUUGUGUCUCGAUUCUCUACAAAUUUAUCUACUUUCUCGUUGUUCACGUGUGUUUGUACACGCCAAUGAUAUUUCCGCGCACCACUUUUUUGAAAAUCCAGUUGUUCGAGAUUUUCAAUUUUUUAUUUGAAAAAGUAUUAGGAAAUUUAGAGGGGUUCCCUGAUAUUGACAAUACGAAAACAUUUUCACUGUGUAAGAGUAAACCUAACACAGUAAACUGUGCCACAGUGUACGUUUUCGAAAACCUAGCCUAUAUGGCAAUUCUUCCAAGAAUAAAAAUGUUUCAUAAUUGUUUCUAGCUACCCACUACCCCAAUUCUCUAGAUCUAACAUUUUUUAACUUUUUCGGGAUUUAUCUAAAAUAUAUUUCUUCAAAUCUCUCACAUUCGCGUUAAAGGGUUGGUGUUCUCGUGGUGAAAAAAUCGUCUGCAAAAAGGCGUCAUGGUGUUGUUGACAAAAUUGUCUGCAAACACACACGAAAAUUCAAAAAACGCGUUGUGCGUUAGAGCGCACUUUCUUGUUUUUUUCCUAGGUUUUACCUCGCUUGUGUUUUUGAGGAAAAACAUGGGCUGAAUUGAUACUAGAAUUUUUUCUAAUAAUGGAACCUCCCAGGAGCACCUUAUUCCUAUCUAAACCAAGCAAGAAUCCUUGACGGAGCACCAACCCUUUAAAAACAAGGCGGGAAAAUUUCAAGGAAAUAAUUACACUCUGUGAAUUUUAAUGGAUACAACGUGUCUAAUGAAAACAUCAAAAAAAUGUUGUCAGUGCGAACUUUCUUAUCAAACUGUUCUUCAUAACUUUUAUAUGAUAAAGUAUAAAAAUGAAAAUAGAAAUCAAUUUUUAAAUGAUGUCCAAAUUUGAGUUUCACAGCUCAAAUUUUUUGCUUGAAUAAAAAGAAAUAAAUUACUCUUUGAUUUUCUAUUUUGAAAGAAUAAUUAAUUAAUUUUCAGCGAGCACAAAUUGCACCAAGUUCUUCUAUGAUGGGAGCUCGACAAUCAAUGGUGUCAAAUCAUGAUGCAUUUCAAGGUUAG
Caenorhabditis angaria is the source of this 2307-nucleotide messenger RNA. The record is from the annotation of a GenBank genome assembly. NCBI's taxonomy places the organism in Eukaryota, Metazoa, Nematoda, Chromadorea, Rhabditida, Rhabditidae.